CGGACUCCACCUUUAUAAGCCCAUCGCUGAACGCUACACGCACUACUAUAUUCUCGUCUGUUCAGACAGGAUUCAGACACCUCAAAGAAAGAACAGUUAAAACCAAUUUCUCAACAUGUACUCUCACGCUCUUACUUUUGUGGCUUUCGGAUGUCUUGCAACUCAAGUAAUUGGUGCCCCAACCCCAGGUGGACAUGGACACCAUCACGUUCGAAUUCAUGUACCCUAUCAUGUUCAUACGGUUCAUCAUCACCACGUAGAGAAAGUUUCGUAUCCUGUUCAUCACGUUGAGAAGGUUCAUGUACCUGUUCACGUGCCUGUGCAUCAUGUCGAAAAAGUUCAUGUACCUGUACCUUAUCCAGUUCAUCACGUCGAAAAGGUGCACGUGCCCGUACCAGUACCUGUGCACGAGAAAGUUCACGAACCUAUUCAUGACGAAAAAUGGUGGUGAAAUGGGCCAUCAAUGGAUGAUCAUUUCAUUUUUACGGUUUUCCCGUAAGAAAUGUGAAUCUGCGAUUUGUUUUGGUUGGUCAAUUCCGAAAACGAUUUUUCUUCCUGGGAUAAACCCGAAGCUAUUGAAGAUCUUGGAAUAUAAAGAGUGAGCGUUGUGAGGAUAAUUACCAAUUAAUACAAAUAUUAUCAU
Venturia canescens is the source of this 643-nucleotide messenger RNA. RefSeq names its product histidine-rich glycoprotein-like. The record is from RefSeq and is a predicted model, not a curated record. The transcript has 3 exons. Lineage: Eukaryota; Metazoa; Arthropoda; Insecta; Hymenoptera; Ichneumonidae. Bases 116 to 451 code for a protein of 111 amino acids.